Molecule: messenger RNA, 2721 nt
Organism: Episyrphus balteatus (marmalade hoverfly)
Lineage: Eukaryota; Metazoa; Arthropoda; Insecta; Diptera; Syrphidae
Gene: Kif3C
Product: osmotic avoidance abnormal protein 3
Exons: 7
Coding region: 12-2546 (844 amino acids)
Biological process (GO): microtubule-based movement
Molecular function (GO): microtubule binding; ATP binding; microtubule motor activity
Source: RefSeq, a predicted model, not a curated record
GUGCCGAAAAUAUGGGUGAGAACGUGAGGGUGGUUGUUCGAUGUCGUCCCAUGAACAAAAGGGAGCAGAAUACUAAUUGUAAAGAAAUAAUAAAAAUCGAUGAUUGCUCUGUUAUGAUCCAAAACCCCUCCGAUUAUACCGCACCAGCAAAAACAUUUACAUUUGACAAUGCAUAUUCUCCAAACGCACCAACUGAAGCUCUUUACAAUGACAUUUGUUAUGCCUUAGUCGAAAAUGUCCUCGAAGGUUACAAUGGAACUAUAUUUGCAUACGGACAAACAGGCUGUGGUAAAUCACACACAAUGCAAGGACCCGAUAUCAAUACCACUGUUGGCUUAGUUUCAUCGUCAAACCAUCAGCAACGUGGUAUAAUAACGCGAUCUUUUGAUCAUAUCUUUGAAGCAAUUUCCGUUGCAAGUGGAGUACAAUUUCUAGCUUUAGUUAGCUAUUUGGAAAUCUAUAAUGAAAAUAUAAGAGAUCUAUUGGCUUCGAAUGAAAAUAUUCAUGUGAAUCAUGCGUUAAAAGAAAUACCAGGCGAAGGAGUAUCAGUUCCGAGUUUAUCAACGCACACCGUUCACAAUGCAAAAGAAUGUGAUGAGCUAUUGCAAAUUGGAGCAAAAAAUCGAAUGGUUGGAGCAACUCUGAUGAAUGCUGGUAGUUCGCGAUCGCAUUCAAUUUUUACAAUAAGUUUAGAACAAAUUAAAACAACAGAAAUAACUGCAGCUGGUCAGAAAAAUCCAGGAAUUCGAAAGGGAAAGCUAAAUUUGGUAGAUUUAGCUGGUUCGGAGCGACAAAAUAAAACUCAAGCAACUGGUGAUAGACUGAAAGAGGCAACCAAAAUCAAUUUAUCACUGUCAGCUUUGGGUAAUGUGAUUUCAGCACUUGUGGAUGGAAAAACUAAACACGUUCCUUACAGAGACUCAAAGCUAACAAGACUUUUACAGGAUUCUUUAGGAGGCAACACAAAGACACUUAUGAUUGCAUGUAUUUCACCGGCAGAUUAUAAUUACGAUGAGACUCUCUCGACUUUGCGAUAUGCCUCCAGAGCUAAGAACAUAUCGAAUAAACCGAAAAUCAACGAAGAUCCGAAAGAUGCGUUACUGCGUAACUAUCAGGAAGAAAUAAUCAAAUUAAAGAGAAUGCUCGAAACAAGUCAAACGGGAACGGGUGAAAAAUUGCUCUCGUCUGUGCUCUCUUCAGAAGAUAACACACGAUGGUUGGAAACUGAAAAAGCAAAGCUCCAGCAAGAAUAUGAAAGUAAAACAAAUCGUUUGAGAGAAGUUCAUGCUGUUCAGCAACGGGAAAAGGAAGAACUAGUACGCGACAUGGAACGUUUAAAAACGCAUUAUGACAAUCAAUUGAAGGAACUUGCCAACAAUGCCGAAACAAAUAACAAUCGCUUGGGCAUAACUAAUCUCAAUGAACGUCCUUUUAAUGCAUUAAAUGGUGCUGCUGGAUCAGAAGAAAUGCAACUGGAGGUGCAGAAUCGAAUUGAAAUGAUCAAAAAUGCCCUAAUAGGUGGUGAACGAGAAAAUGAUAUUCAACUGAAGGAGAAACGUCAUAAAAAAAAACUCGCCGCUCAGAGUAGAUUGAGUGCUUUAGCUCACGCAUUAAGUCGUGUUCAGCAAUCGGAUGAUAGAAACUUGCUGCAAGGUCAUUAUAGCAGCAUUCAACAGGAACUUAAAGUUAAAACUGAAUCGCUUAAGGCUUAUCGACAGAAAAUACGAGCUUUGGAGCGAGAAGUUUCUGAUUUACAGUCUGAAUUUCAGUUGGAUCGAGCCGAUUAUUUAGAGACGAUACGGCGAUUAGAGAGGAAUAUGAAGUUUUAUCAACAAAUCAUUGAAAUGGCAUUGCCUAUUCUAAGAAAAGAUGGCAAAUAUUGGGAUCCUGAUGAAAUAAUGAGAAUAUCUUCAUGGAAUGAUGAUCUGAAAAACUGGAAGUUACCAGAAGAAUCAAUGAAUAGUUUUAAAUUACCAUUGGCUGUCUCGGCACCCUCUCCCCAAACCCAAAGAUAUUUGACUGAUAAUGAAAGUGAAGAAAAUGAUGGAUCUGGAGAAGAUCAGAAACCGGAUAGUUUAACAGAUAACGAUGAUAUUGCGAGUAACUAUUUUCGACCGCGUCGCAACAUCGAGCUUGUACACCAAAGAAAAGGCUUUAGUAAUUGGAAAGACUUUACCAAACGCAACAGACGCAGCACACCGCAUCAGCAUCAGUCGCCACAAAUACCGCACAAUUUAACGAUAAGCAACAAAAACCUUAACAAAUCCAACUGGAUGAGUCUUAGUACAGCGGCUAGUAGUAGCAACAACAAUCGGGUUCUAUCAUCCUGGCUGCCUCAGAAUCAUAGAUCAAUGAGUAAAACAUGGUGUGGUCUGACCGGGCAAUCGCCAUUAGUCAAUUCAAUGUCACCAAAUAGAGAAAGUGAUUCUGACAAUUUCAUGGAGAGAUUUCCAGCAUUAUUAUCACAAUCAACGGCUAAUCUUUCUCAAAAUUCGAAAUCCAGCAUUAAACUAUACCCAAUACCAUUGGACAAUGGGCAGGAAUAAACAAUACGAGGCUAUCAUACCAAAUAAUAACAAUUAUGUACCAACAACGAUGACUUCUUUUAACAGCUUUUAUGUAAAAGCUCACAUUAAGACAAUAUAGAAUUUUUCGUUUUGUUUUUAAAAUAUUUUUAAGUAAAAUGUAGUUAAAGUUUGAUGUAAUAUGAGUAAAAUUUAG